AUGCCGCGAGAAGCCGAACCCUCGGUCAACGAAAAGGAGUUCAUCCUCAAGGCCCUGCAUGAAGGCGUCAGGUUAGACGGCCGUCCCUUCGACCAGUAUCGCACCAUCGACAUUUCCUUUGGCGAUGAGUACGGCGUCGUCGACGUGAGCCUCGGCAAGACGAGCUCGCCACCGAGCUCUCGCCCAUGGCGUCGCCGCACCUGGAGCCGGGCAAGCCCACCGACACGGAGAUGCUGCUGUCGCGGCUGCUCGAGAAGACGAUCCGCCGCUCCGGCGCCCUCGACAUGGAGUCGCUCUGCCUCGUCGCCGGCGCCAAAGGUGUGGAGCGUCCGCGCCGACGUCCACGUCGUCUCGCACGACGGCAACAUUGUCGACGCCGCCUGCCUCGCCGCCGUCGCCGCCCUGCGCCACUUUCGCAAGCCCGACGCCCAGGUCGAGGGCGAGGACCUCACCGUCUUCACGCCCGCCGAGCGCGAGCCCGUGCCCCUCGGCUGGCUGCACUCGCCCUUUUGCGUCACCUUUGCCCACUUCGCCGCCAAGGACGACAGCAGCCCCGACCAUGACGGUGGCGACGUGACGCUGCUCGACCCCGACUGGCGCGAGGAGCAGCUGCGCGUCGCCUCGUGCACCAUCAGCCUCAACAAGCUCGGUGAGGUGUGCCAGGUGUCCAAGCUCGGCGGCGACGCCGUCGAGGCCACGACGCUGCUCCAGUGCGCGGCCCGUCGCGGCCCGCAAGGUCAAGGAGCUGUCGGACCUGGUCGACAGGACGCUGGCCGCCGACGCCAAGAGGAGAGACAAGGGCGGCCUGAUGGCUGA
Messenger RNA from Verticillium alfalfae VaMs.102, 816 nucleotides. RefSeq names its product exosome complex exonuclease RRP45. The coding region runs from base 1 to 816 and encodes 271 amino acids. The record is from RefSeq and is a predicted model, not a curated record. Gene Ontology annotation, biological process: exonucleolytic trimming to generate mature 3'-end of 5.8S rRNA from tricistronic rRNA transcript (SSU-rRNA, 5.8S rRNA, LSU-rRNA); nuclear polyadenylation-dependent rRNA catabolic process; U4 snRNA 3'-end processing. Gene Ontology annotation, cellular component: cytoplasmic exosome (RNase complex); nuclear exosome (RNase complex). The transcript is spliced from 2 exons. Lineage: Eukaryota; Fungi; Ascomycota; Sordariomycetes; Glomerellales; Plectosphaerellaceae.